Messenger RNA from Symbiodinium natans, 1347 nucleotides. The record is from the annotation of a GenBank genome assembly. Lineage: Eukaryota; Dinophyceae; Suessiales; Symbiodiniaceae.
AUGGCACCUACCGAUGAGAUUUUCCAACUCGUGUUUUUGUGCCAGCUUUGGCAGUGCACUCGCAGGGCACUGGCUCUUCAGGAGUUGGAACGACCGUACCCGCCCGGCAUCUUCUGCUUGAAGCCAUGGAGUGAGAACUUCACCGAGUGCAAGAUCCGGAAGCCUGCGUGCAAGGAAUCGGAGGCAUGGAAGUACGAGUGGAGCGACGGACCUUUAAUGUCAGCCAAGGAGCUGUGCGCCUUGGUGCCAGCGAAGGCAAAUGUCACCUUUGUUGGCGACUCCCUGCUGUACCAGCUCUACACGUCGCUUCAAGCGCGAGUCACGCAUGCGAAGCGGCCGCCGAGUUGCAUGGCGCGCUUCGCGUGGAAGCAGAACUUCCCAGUGUGGGCGAUUUGCCCGGGAGCGGGUAAGAAUUGUGAGCGGCCUCUGCUAUCCUAUGUGCCACUGGAUGCACGGGCCCAGCCAUGUGUCAAGAGGAUGGAGGAGAAGCCGGAGAACUUUUGGAUGAAACCGAUGACUUCGAAAGCGUUUCUGGACAAGUUCCGCGGUGCUUCGGUGGUUUUCUUCGCUCUGAAUGCGCAUUUUGCACAUGUGCGCAGGUUCUUGCAUGGGUGCUACACCAACAUCUCCUUACCUGGAGACGCAGCAGCAGAAUUAGCCACGCGGGAUGCCACGCGGCUUUGGCAGCAGCUCGUCGCGGAGCAAGCCCGGCUUCUCGCGCUGAAAAAGAUUCGGGUCUUCUAUGUGCCCGCCCGCCGGCCUGGCACUUUUUGGGCGCUGAACCAUGAUGACCCGGACGCGACUCCCAUCCGCUGCCCCUUGCUCCAUGCGGCUGAUCUGCUAACGACUGGCCAGGCCAACAAUUACACUGAUUUCUACAUGCACGACCACCUCACGGCGAUCGACGACAGGAACGUGGCAGCUUUUUUGGCAGCUGGCCACAAGGUGAUCACUGGACUGGAUGCCAUGCUAGGCGUCCGCAUUGAUGCUUAUCCAGCCUCCAACUGUGCGCCCUGCAACUUCGCCGGAAAAGGGUACAAAGACGCUCUUCACAUGUGUCUCCCUGGGGCACCAGACUAUGCCCUCGAUGUUAUACUUCGACAGGCAUUUGGCACGACGAGGCCGAUGUCCCCUUAUGGGCAAACUACUUUGGGGCCCAAGUGCUCUGUCCAGGCUUUUCCGAACCGGAACAGGUCGCGCAAGGAGCCUUCCUGGCAGGAUCUGAGACCAAUGCCGGCUUCUUGGUUGAGCAGCACAGGAACGAUGGUAGUGAUCGGGCCAAUUGGCUUCUUGAUGGGUCUUGCUGUCAAGUGCCCCUGUUGCGCUGGUUCUACGGGACGGACCUGA